Messenger RNA from Salvelinus namaycush (lake trout), 3151 nucleotides. RefSeq names its product CCR4-NOT transcription complex subunit 2-like. Gene Ontology annotation, cellular component: CCR4-NOT core complex; P-body. The transcript is spliced from 15 exons. The record is from RefSeq and is a predicted model, not a curated record. Bases 82 to 1785 code for a protein of 567 amino acids. Gene Ontology annotation, biological process: nuclear-transcribed mRNA poly(A) tail shortening; regulation of stem cell population maintenance; regulation of DNA-templated transcription. NCBI's taxonomy places the organism in Eukaryota, Metazoa, Chordata, Actinopteri, Salmoniformes, Salmonidae.
UCACCCAGGACUCUCGAUUGUAGAAUACACAGCCAUCUUGGAUCUACGAGCAGAAGGGAAAUUAAUGCGGUGACAAACGGAAUGUUCAGUGCUACGAGAAAGAAGUUUGUAGAGGGGGUCGAAAGCGACUACCCUGAUGAGGGCAUGUACUACAGCCAGCCGUUGCCGUUCUCACAUAGGUCGGACAAAGACUUAAGCGCUCUGUCUGCUCGAUCACACGUCCCUAGUACAGCUCCCUUUGAACUUGAAAUGCUCUCGUCUCCCUCACCGUCGUCAUCAGGUCAACUGUCCCAGCUUGGUGCCAGUUUAUAUGGCCCACAGAGUGCACUAGGCUUCUCGAUAAGGGGCAUGGGAAACAACACUCAGUUAAACCGCAGCUUAACGCAAGGCACCCAGCUACCGAGCCAUAUCACCCCCACCACGGGGGUGCCCACCAUGUCCCUCCAUACCCCGCCCUCGCCAAGCAGGGGGAUCCUGCCGAUGAACUCGAGGAACAUGCUGAACCACUCCCAGGUGGGCCAGGGUAUCGGGAUGGUCAGCAGCAGGACCAACAGCAUGGGCAGCUCAGGGCUGGGCAGCCCCAUCCGCAGCUCCCCCAGCAUCAUCUGUAUGCCCAAACAGCAGCCUGCACGGCAGCCCUUCACCAUCAACAGCAUGUCAGGAUUCGGGAUGAACCGAAACCAGGCGUUUGGGAUGAACAACUCGUUAUCAAGCAACAUCUUCAAUGGCACAGACGGUAGUGAAAACGUGACGGGGCUAGACCUGUCCGACUUCCCUGCGUUAGCAGACAGGAGUCGGAGGGAAGGAAGUGGAAACCCAACGCCGCUACUCAACCCACUAGCUGGAAGGGCCCCCUAUGAAGCCUCUUCUCUUCAUCUCAUGACCUCAUCAGUUGGCAUGGUGACGAAGCCAUCGAACGAGCCGACGCAGGAUUUCUCCAUCCACAACGAGGACUUCCCUGCACUGCCUGGUCCCAACUACAAGGACUCCACGUUGAGCAAUGACGACAGCAAGACAAACCUAAACUCUACAGGCAAGAGCACGUCCAUUGCAGAUGGGCCUAUGUUCCCCGGAGACAAGACGCCCUCAGCACAGAACAACAACCAGAAGAAAGGGAUCCAGGUGUUACCUGACGGUGAGCCUUCUCAACCAAUCACACCUCUCCGUCUCGACCUGGGACGGGUGACGAACAUUCCCAGGGGAAUGGUGACGGACCAGUUUGGAAUGAUCGGCUUGCUGACAUUUAUUCGAGCGGCGGAGACGGACCCAGGCAUGGUGCACCUGGCGCUGGGGAGUGACCUCACAACACUGGGACUCAACCUCAACUCUCCAGAAAACCUGUACCCCAAGUUUGCUUCCCCCUGGGCAUCAGCACCGUGUCGACCUCAAGACAUUGACUUCCACGUCCCGUCUGAGUACUUAACCAACAUUCACAUACGGGACAAGCUGGCAGCUAUUAAACUGGCUCGUUAUGGUGAAGACCUGUUGUUCUAUCUGUACUACAUGAACGGAGGAGACCUGCUACAGCUCCUGGCAGCAGUAGAGCUCUUCAAUCGGGACUGGCGGUACCACAAGGAGGAGCGGGUGUGGAUCACGCGGGCGCCGGGUAUGGAGCCCACACUAAAGACCAACACCUACGAGAGGGGAACCUACUACUUCUUUGAUUGUCUUAACUGGAGGAAGGUAGCCAAGGUAAAGGAGUUCCACCUGGAGUACGACAAGCUAGAAGAGAGGCCCCACGUCCCGUCUACCUUCAACUACAACCCAGCCCAGCAGGCCUUCUGAGGCCCAGUACAGUAUAGUCCCAGGGUUACUGCUGUCCCUGCACCCCUCCCUCCCAGCCUGAGGAGGGUGUUGUGGCCCAGGCAUCCAUCCUGGUUUUUAUUCCUUGAGGAUCUGGUUAAAAUGACUGCAGAGGAGGUCCUCACCACCGCAUAAGGGUGGGGAAAACUGAGCCCUGCCUUUCCCAAAUGAUGUGCUGCCCAAACACCUCCACUUGUUCUGUUUUUAUUCCUUUAAUGUCCUUGUUUUUUGAGGUGGGAGUUGAGCAGGGUCUGUGUUUUGUUUACCUCUGAAUCAGAAGACUGACUAUACCGGCACACUUUACAGUGACAAAACAAGGGUUAUGACACAUUUUCAUCAACAAAAAAGUGACAACGGUGGGGAAGGCUAAACCAACAAGUACCAUCCCACACGUGAGAACGAAAGGGGCCGGAAGAAAUGCAAUGUUCGUUGCUGCACUAUUUAGUAAUAAAAGAACACAAAGAUUGUUUGUGCUUUUUUAUGUGAAAACACUCCCUCGUAUUUUGUUUUGGAAAGAUCAGCAGCCUGUCUACACCUCUCUCUCUCUACUUCUCCUCUCUUUCCAUCUCUCCUCUUGUACAUUCCCUCUUUUCUCCUCAACCGGCCCCACAUCUUUCUUUCCUUUUGACGGGUAUUUUCUGUCUGGCUUCAAAAUAGACACAGAUCGGAUACUUUUUUUAGUGAAUGUUCUCACAACCUGUGGACAACCCGUACAAGGGUUGUUAGAAUACCUACCCAGCUUCAUUGUUCCAGAGCAAGCAAAACACUUUCCAGUCUUUGUUACGAUUUUGUAAUAAACGUGUAAAAAAAAAAAUAUAUUUUUAUGUUUGAACAUCACAUGUAUACUGAUAUGUAUGUAUGAAUCUGUAUAUGUAUGUGUGUAUAUAUAUAUAUAUAUAUAUGUAUAUGUAUAUAUAUGUGUGUGUGUGUGUGUGUAUAUAUAUAUAUAUAUAUAUAUAUAUUUUGGAGAGAAAAAAUUGCUCUGCCUUGUACCUCGUUUUUAGGAGGUCAGCGUGGAUAAAAUAGGACAUUUCUGUAUCUGCUGGUCAGGGCGUCGCACUCGGAGCCGUGAGCACUUACGACGAAGAAUUACAAAUAAAAAGACAAAAAAGGAAAUACCUGAUUCUCAGCUAAAACAAGGAAAUCCACCCCCAAACAAACCAACUAAUCAGUCCAAAGCAAGAGGACAGACGGACACAUUUCACUUAAAGCUGUUUAAACAGCAGCAUUUCGUAGGAAAUGGAAAAGUGAAUAAUUUUAAGAAUAAUGAAUACAGAUCAAUCUUGUAUUUUCUGACGUUCAAAGCCUCUUUUCUUUGUAAUAAAGCAGAAAAGGCUUUCCUGAACUA